CAGGUUGUGAGAAAGGCUGGUUCGGAAAAAACUGCAAGUUCAAGUGUCACUGCAGACCAGGUGUAGUUUGUCUCUCAGACGGUCAGUGUCCAGAAGGACAGCCGUGUGACCAUGGCUACUUUGGUCCAGCCUGUCAGUACGAGGAUCUAGUUUACCAGCGAGCGUCACCCGCCACCCUAGAGUAUGUGAGAGAUGGCAAUGACUUGACUUGUAACACAGACUCGCACGCCACUUCAGUUUCAGUGACACUCAACGCCAGUCUGCCUGUUUCCUGGUUCAGAAUACACAACCACAAAUUUGCAUACUUGCUCAGUUUUACUGUGAAGAUCAACAACGCUACCUCAUGCAGUGAGGAGAAGCGGUUCAUCCAGGGCAGGCAUGAAGUGGACGUCGUAUGUUGUCAGCCAAUCCUGGUGACCCAACUCAUUAUAGAAGGAGAUAUCGCCCCAACCGUCUGCUCCAUUUACAUCAGUGGAG
Molecule: messenger RNA, 477 nt
Organism: Candidula unifasciata
Lineage: Eukaryota; Metazoa; Mollusca; Gastropoda; Stylommatophora; Geomitridae
Source: the annotation of a GenBank genome assembly